This is a messenger RNA of Topomyia yanbarensis, 2452 nucleotides long. Its product is annotated as glutamate receptor ionotropic, delta-2-like. Lineage: Eukaryota; Metazoa; Arthropoda; Insecta; Diptera; Culicidae. The transcript is spliced from 4 exons. Gene Ontology annotation, cellular component: membrane. The record is from RefSeq and is a predicted model, not a curated record. Gene Ontology annotation, molecular function: ligand-gated monoatomic ion channel activity. The coding region runs from base 2 to 1894 and encodes 630 amino acids.
CAUGCCAGUAAAGAUGUUGAACGUCACCGAUAUCACCCCGUACAACUUCGGAAUUUCGUCAUUACUGCAAAUAAUUGUGCUGCAGUACUUCGGGCACCUUCACUCUACCUGUUUCAUAGGAAAAUCUGCAAAAGAUGAUCUGCUUGGAAAUUUGAACAUUCCCUAUCCCUCCGUCUGGCUCGCGUUCGAUGAAUCUAACGAGAUCCUUUUUCUGAACUCUAUCGAAGCCGGUUGUCAGUCAUUUGUGUUAACAGAAUCAGUUGCACUGAACUUUCUAGAGAUCUUCGAAAGCAUACACGAUCAAGCGACCCAUCGAUUCCCUAACAAAUACGUUAUUGUUCUGGUUUCACCAGGGUCCGAUUUGACGGUAAUUAAUCGUAUCAUUGAUCACAAAACUCUACGAGAUAUUCCACGAUUUCUUACUCUGUUCCCAAGUGAGGACGAUAGGAUUGAUUUGAUUACAAACAGGUUUGUCAGAGGCGGAACCGAACCGGAAACCUUGGACAGUUACAUACCGUCACGUGGCAGCUUCGUGCAUAAGCGUAAUCUGUUUCCAGAUAAGCUACAGAACUUGGAGGGCCGCCUUUUACGGUUAGCAAUAUUCAACUACUCUCCGUACACUGUGUGGAAAGAUGCAAAUUCCAGCCGCAAUUCAAACGCAUAUAACCAAGGCAUACCUGAACUCUACGUAGAUGGCACAGAAACACAAAUAUUUCUUGAAUUCUGCGCAAAAUUCAACUGUAAAUUGGAAAUAUCAUUGGACGAGGCGAGUGAGUGGGGAGAGAUCUACGAUAAUCGAACCGGCAAUGGAAUUAUUGGCGCCGUUGUAGAACGGCGAGCUGACGUAGGUGUUGGAGCUCUAUAUUCUUGGCAUCAUGAAAAUCUUUAUUUAACCCUGUCAAAGCCAAUUUCAAGAACGGGUGUGACCUGUAUUACUCCUAAACCAAGGCUGCUGAGCAGUUGGAUGACACCGAUUCUACCGUUUUCGUUGAUUUUGUGGAUUGCUGUGUUGACAACUUUUGCAAUCAUGAGUAUUGUUUUGAUGUUUAUGGAAUAUUUAAUACAAAACGUGCUACUGGAACAUGAUCGUCCCCUGGAUAUCUGCACAUCGUUCAUGACUAUCGGUUGCAUAUUUAUCCUUCAAACUGUUCGUCUGAGUAUCAACCGGAACGUAUUCGUAUCACAAAAGAUCGUUGUGGGUUCACUGCUCUUUGUGGGACUAAUGAUCGGUAACACAUACAGCGGGGGGCUUUCUAGUGUGAUGACAAUACCACGCUACGAACCACCAAUAAAUACAGUUCAGGACCUGGCCGAUAGCAAUAUGCACUGGGCGUCGACACAUGAUGCUUGGAUUUUCUCGAUACUGAUGGCAACACAGCCUACGAUCGUCAAACUGCUACACAAUUUUGAGAAACAUCCCAAAGAGAGUCUACACCGAAGCGCCUUGCAUCAGGAUUUCAGUUUCAGUAUCGAACGGUUGCCGUACGGUCAUUUCGCGGUGGGAGAGUACAUCGAUAAAGAAACAGCCGACAAAUACCACUUCAUGAUCGAAGACAUCUACUGGGAGAACUGCGUUGCAAUGUCCACCAAAACAUGGCCCAUGAUGGAACAUCUAGACGAACUAAUUUUGGUUAUAUUUCAGAGCGGUAUUCAGCGAUACUGGGAACAGAGGGUAGUUUCGAGUUACGAAGACGAGAAGGUUCAACUGGCCAUCAGUACCUCCCGCCAUCGGGAAAGCCCUGGACCAAUAACAUUGGAACCAUCUCAUCUGUUGGGUGCGUUCCUGAUGCUCGCAAUUGGAUUGGUCGGCGGGUGUGUGGUAUUUCUGCUUGAGGUUUUGUAUGUGAAGUGGAAAAAUAGAUAUUUCAUAUUUCGCCGGAGUCGUAAGUUCUAAAAUUAGCAAACCAGCAAACUUUUUGCUUCAUUUCACUGUUUUGGGUAGAAAAGUCUAUAUUAAAACAACGAAUAAGAAGACAGCGGGGCUUUUAACAAACAUAGAAAUGUUAUAAGAGUAUUCUUCUAACAUCAAGUGUGUUCAUUUUUUUUUGUUUCGAUUAUAGUGGUUUGAAACAAAAGGGCCUCUUUUUCAAAUUAAUUUUUUUUAAUCCCCGGGGGUUUGAAAAUCGAACCCAGAUGGCCUGCGUGUAAGGUAAUUGAAUUACUAACUACUCUAUGGCUGUUGAUUUUUUUGCCACAAUUUAUUUCUAUUUUUUGCGGCCUUUUUAAUCAUUUUGCAGUGUUCAAUAUUAAAUAGAAUACAACACUUAACAGUCAAUCCCAACUGUUAAGAGCUCCCGUCGGGAUUACAAAAUAUAUGCAACGCUUCAAUUUAAAACCUAAGAAAAACAUUUUUGUAAUAGUAGAUAUCCAUUCGAGAAAUACACUUCACAGAGUUAGUAGAUUUUGAAGAAAUAAUACUAUAGCGUGAAAGCUUCAUUACUGAAAUCAAACA